Molecule: messenger RNA, 215 nt
Organism: Diversispora eburnea
Lineage: Eukaryota; Fungi; Glomeromycota; Glomeromycetes; Diversisporales; Diversisporaceae
Source: the annotation of a GenBank genome assembly
CAACUUACAGAUUAAUGAGUAGUGAAAUUUCUACAAGUUCUUCAGUUGUCAUUACGUCACUAUAUCAACGAAUUUUCAAUACAAAAACAAAAUUUUCGGGACCACUUGUAAGGGUGGGCAAAUUUCAAGGUCAUGACCUAACAUAUGAAGUUAAUACAGUGGACCCCUCUAUAGUCACCCCUGUACAAUUACAACAUAUAAAUCCUCACUUAUAA